AUGGCUACGACGCAAACACACACGACAGUACAUGCGUGUCGACACAAACAAUAUACCGCCACAGUGAAACCUUUGCAAAAGCGUUGGUCCGUAUACGACACGCUGCUCCUCGAUCUUGGUGGGAUUGUUCUGAAGCGGAAGGCGCUCAUCAUCUGCCACUUACAAGACCAUCGUAAUGACCCACAUAACCUCCGGGACAUUAUUGUAUCCACACAUGGCGUACUCUUUUUCGGAACUCCGCAUUGCGGCGCGGACGGUGUUACCCUCCUCAAGAUUAUGACGAGAAUUUUAUCGCUAUGUACACAAACCACCAACAAGGUACUCAGGCAUCUCGCACUAAACUCAAACUAUCUCGAUGAAAUUCAGAGCGAUUACAACCCCGUAAGCUUGCAAGUCGAGACCGUUUACUUUUACGAGGAAUAUGAAACACUGAUAGGGCGAAAACGGAUCCACAUUGUACCUCGCUACUCUGCGGUUAUUCAAGGGGAUAAUAGAGCAAGAAAUGUGGGUCUACCAGGGGAUCACAUCAAUUUGGUCAAAUUCAACGGGAAAAACGAUGCAACAUACACCACCGUGCUUUAUUAUAUCGAGGAUCUCCGCGAUACUGCGCACAAGGCAGUGGCACAGAAGUGGUUGCAGGAAGACCACCUCAGGCGUGGAUCGAACCUGUCUCGUCAGUGGGACCAGAAUCAAGUAUCCCACCCUGAGGGACCCCAGCAUAAUCCCCACACAACAGCAGCUUAUCCGCCGGCUAGAUACGAUAUUCUUUCUUAUGAACACUCCUAUGCCGCUCAACCCAAUGGCUAUCAUGGGACUCAUGGAGUCUUCUCCUCCCCUGCCACCGGUUCUGGCCAGAAUCAAAACAAUUAUCCAUAUAGACCACGUAAUCGACAUGGUUUCCAAGAUCAGCCAACGCCACCAGCCCAAUCUCGGUCAAAUAUGACCUCAUCCCAACUUGCUCCGAACCGUACCGCGACUGUAAGGUCACGAGAAACCACCGGAAGCAAAAGAAUGUAUCUGUUGGCACUGCUGGAUACGGUGCUUACUCCAUUUGGACUUGGAACCGGUGUCCUUCGCCAUAUAGGACCUUCUGAACCAUGA
This is a messenger RNA of Serendipita indica DSM 11827, 1101 nucleotides long. Lineage: Eukaryota; Fungi; Basidiomycota; Agaricomycetes; Sebacinales; Serendipitaceae. The record is from the annotation of a GenBank genome assembly.